This is a messenger RNA of Rodentolepis nana, 2781 nucleotides long. NCBI's taxonomy places the organism in Eukaryota, Metazoa, Platyhelminthes, Cestoda, Cyclophyllidea, Hymenolepididae. The record is from the annotation of a GenBank genome assembly.
UCCGCUUUUCUCAUUGCAGUUCCUCCCGGUCCUCCAAGAAUCACCUUUCCACACAAUCUCUAUGGAGACACAUUCCACGAAGGCAAUCAUUUGAGAGCGGAGUGCAUUGCCACACCACCUGGCUACCCUGUGGGAGCACUUUUUUGGAGAUGGCAUUUCCAUCACUCCGUCUAUCAGACUCCCAAGUCGCAUAUCCUUCCCUUCCAUUCAAAGGACUUCGGUCAAGUCAUCUCUGCCAUUGAAGAUGUGCCUACCAGUUUCUAUGACACCUACACGAAUGGAGAGUUGAAGGCAGUACUAAACAUUCCAAACAUUAAUAGGCGUUACCAUGGUGCCAACCUCUCCUGUGAGACUGCUCAUGACACUGGUGUAUCGAAGAGAGUGGAUGUGAAUAUCAAGAUACAGUUUCCACCUCAAAAUCUAACCAUUACCUUGAAGAACAAUCAACUAUCAACUGGUCUUGUAAAUAGACGCACAGAGCUGAUAGCAUACGCUGAAGAAAAUGCAAAAUUAAAUUUUGUCUGCACUACUGAUGAAAUGUAUCCUGAUGCAAAACUAAAGUGGGUUCUCCACACUGAGGAUCGAGCAGUUGCCACUUCAGAUAUUGAAAUCGUACGUGAUGAGAUUAAGACCUCGACUCGAAAACCCGAAGCCUUCAUUCGAGAAUCAGAGGUUAUCAUAAAAAUGCUGAAGAGAAAUCAGUAUGGAUAUCUCGAUUGCCAAAUGUGGUAUGAAGGAACCAAUCACUUGGUACAAACUGUUCGUUUGGGUAUAAUCUAUCCACCCGACCCACCAAUUAUUAAGGGCUUGGUAAAUGGCGAACCGCUGAGAAGUGGCGAAUCUCGUAGGCUGACAUGUGAAUGUUUAAAUGGUCACCCUCCGCCAAGGCUUCAGUGGAUGAAAAAUGAUCAACCGAUUGCGUCGACAUUUACUCAGAGAAAUUUUCGAGGCGGCGUGAGUUUAGAUCUAGAGUUAAUUGGGAAAAUGGAAGAUAAUGGUGCUACUCUAAGAUGUGUAGCUAUGAACCAGGCUCAAAAUGGUGUCGUGAAAAGCGCGAAUAUCGCUUUAAAUAUGUACUUUCCAGUAACCGAAGUGAAAGUGAGCAUUAAUCGCGAGAGUCCGAUCUUGGCAGAAAAUGAAAUUGAGGUCAACUGCGAGGCCGGAUCAGCUAAUCCUCCUGCAAGCAUUCAAUGGCGCUACUUCCAUUGCAGCCGAAUCAAGCAGUAUAUGCGUCGUGCUGAUCAUUCCACCAUUAUGCUCACGUCUCAAGCUAAAGGGUCUUUACCAACUGGCUCUAUUCUCACUGGCUCAGAUGAACUAGCACAAGACUGUGAAAUGGACGAACGCACCGGUAUUGACGAUCCAACGAUAAAUGGAAGCUAUGGUGGCUUCAUUUCACGGGGUCGUCUGAUUCUUCGUCCCCAAUGGAGAGAUCACUUGGACAUAGUGACUUGUUUGGUUUCAAAUAGUGUCUACAACCACUUGACCAAACAGAGUGAAGUGCAACUAAAUGUCUCCUUCACCCCGCACUUUAUUGGAUUUCAGCCGGGCCACGUGCAUACUAUUCUGGAAGGGAGCUCUGGAACCCUUGAUUUAAUUCCCUAUGGCAAUCCAAAGUGUGAGAAAAUAGUGUGGAUGAGGGAAGGUAGGCCCCUUCCAACUAGCAAGUUCGACCCAAGAACUGUUGAUUUGAAAAAGCCUUCCAUCCUACGACAAGUAAGCAAGCUAUCUGGACUUUAUCAAUUUGAUGAGCUUCUGGUUAUCUGGAAUAUCAAGCGAAUUCAUACAACCAACGUGACGAUUCAAGCUGAGAAUAAUCUAGGAAAGACCCAGGCCACAUUUCUGCUGAACGUCACAUUUCCUGCCCAAAUAACCAGGGUCAAAGAUGCCAACGUGUCUCUGAAUGAAAUGGCUAUUUUGGAAUGUUUAGCCAAUGGAAAUCCCUCUUAUGCGGAGAGUGUAUUUCAGUGGAAUCGUCGUCUUUACCCUGGUUGGGAUAUAGAAGCUGAUAAAGCUCCGGGAUUUGAGACAAGCUCUCUCGGUUGUAAUGGUGUAACACGAGUGAAUGGAAAUGUGAAACACUUGGUUAAGUGCGAGAAUAUUGGAGGUUACAAUAUGCGAAGCCAAUUGCAAGUCUACAAUGUCACUAGAGACGACGUUGGUCUCUAUGUUUGCAAAGUGAAUAAUGGUAUCUUCCCGUCACAUCAGUCGGAUGCCAAACUCUUUAGUGUCUUCGCUCCUGAAAUAGUCAAACAACCGAAGUUCGCUAAAGUCGCCGCACCUUUCGGCAAAAACGUGGAUUUACAAUGCUUCGUGCGUGUUGAACCAGAGCCCAAGGUCGUCUGGCAACUCAAUCGACGGGACCAUGAGGGCAGCACCACUGUAGUUCGUGUGUUGGAUUCAGAAUGCGGCUCAUUUGUCGCCGAUCUGGGUGUGCCUUGUAUCAGAGCGGCUAGACCCAAGUUUGUGUCCUCCAUGAAAAAAAUUCGACCUGGCUAUUAUUCUGCCAUUCUACGUAUCAAUGGUAUUCACGUUACAGAUUUCGGCAAAUACACUUGCAAGAUAUCCUCAAAGAUGGAAAAAGAUCAAUUUGACAUUCAAGUGACUGGAACAGGUCCAGCAGAAGUCCCCUUCAAUCUUCGAUUACUAAAUGCGUCGGCAAAUAGCCUCAAAAUCGCGUGGGGACAGGGUUUUAAUGGCGGACAUAAACAAACAUUUACAGUGAGUGCUCCUCGCCUUGGCUUCUUAUCCUUAUGUUUCAUUAAAGAGGAUGAAUCUUGA